UGGAUCUGGUCGUCAAUGUUUAUUUGGCUUAUUUGAAGAUAUAAGAAGAAGAAUGGAGUAUGAUGCUUGCAUGAAUGUUACAGCUCAGCAGUUUCUACAAAAUUUAGGUAGCUAUUAGAUUAAUUAUUAUUCUACUUUGGAAGAGGCCGAAAAGUUGGAAACUGCUGUGUUUGAUGACGUUCUUAUAUGUUAUUCAAAUAAUAAUAAAGUUGUAGGGUCAUAUGAGGUAAUAAAUAUUCACCAACUCCAGUUUCAACAUUAGUGUCGAGUUACAAAUAAGGAUCUUGAUAUGAAAGGGUUUCUUGUGAAAGCGUCAAUUAGAACCAUGCUAGGGGAAAUACAUAGCACUACGACACUUGAAGCAAAUAUAACUUCCUCUCUUGAGACCCUUUCCCAAACAAAAUUAGAAACCAUUGUGAUGAAUGGAAGUAUUAUGGAAAGAAAGUCUACCAUCGAACUUGUUGGGAAUAUGUAUGAAAUCGGUUGUACUGAAUCAGUGAAUGGAGAAAUUAAGUUUUCAACAAAGAAACAUUUAGCCCAAUCCAAUAUAUUAGGGUUAAUUGCCGAAGGUUCGGAUUUGAUUUUUCAGCGAAUUCUGGUUAAAUCUGCUUUUUCUGUUCCUUUCGAGGUUAUUGGUUUAGAUACAGAUUAUAAUUUAGCCACGGUGUCCUAUAUUGAUCUUGGAGAAAGAAACGUAUUCGUCGGAGAUAGUGAAAUAUCAGUGAGAGGAAUUCAGAGGACUGUGCAUUCUCAAAAAGCCAUCCCGUCAUCCUGGCAAACUUACUUUAUGGAGGACGGCCAUAUGAUACUAAGAAUACAAGUUGGCUCUCCGAUCACUAUAAAGGCGAACGCCAUACCUGAACUGUUCAAAAAAGAAAUGUAUUUGCCUAAACCAGUCGUCACAAAGGUCUCCUUAAAUUGGGAAGAUGAUCUGGAACUUUAUUCGCGUUUUUUAGACCGAAAGGAUGAAAUCAAAGCUCAAUAUCUUUUAUAUCUGCGUGAUCAUCCAGAGAUACAUGAUAUGAUUUCUGACUUUAUUAAAUCAUUAUUACUUCAUAAACCAGAUGAGGUAGUGAAAUAUGCUUCAGAAUACUUCAAGAGUUUUUCAGCUCGCGCGUUACCGAGUAGAAUAUUUUCUGUUGAAACUGUAUAAGUGUAAUUACUUUCUAUCAGGACAUAUGUUAUUUAUUUCAUUUUUAUUCUUCAGACAUGUUUAGACUGUUUAUUUUUUCAUUAUUUACAUGAAUAUCAGAUUUCCCGUCUUUGUUUUCACCCAGUGUUCUUUAGUAACUGCAUAAUUAAUUUCUGAAAAUAUAUAUUAUUUUGGUUGUUUGCAUUGA
Messenger RNA from Schistosoma margrebowiei, 1340 nucleotides. NCBI's taxonomy places the organism in Eukaryota, Metazoa, Platyhelminthes, Trematoda, Strigeidida, Schistosomatidae. The record is from the annotation of a GenBank genome assembly.